Messenger RNA from Emys orbicularis (European pond turtle), 2400 nucleotides. It is a transcript of the gene RNF214, whose product is annotated as ring finger protein 214. Bases 76 to 2214 code for a protein of 712 amino acids. Gene Ontology annotation, molecular function: ubiquitin-protein transferase activity. The transcript is spliced from 15 exons. Lineage: Eukaryota; Metazoa; Chordata; Testudines; Emydidae. The record is from RefSeq and is a predicted model, not a curated record.
UCCUCGGCGAGCGGCCCAGGAAGUGUCCGGCGAGGGGGCGCUGCUAGGCCUGGCUCCGGCCGCAGUGAAAGGACUAUGGCAUCAGAGCAAACCAAGGAUGUUCCUGAGAAAUCCACUGCAGGCCAGCUGGCCCCACGAGAAUCAGAUCCAUACAAAGAACUCGACAAUUUGCCUGUGAGCAUAAGUGACCUUUCUAUACAAGAAAAUGAGAGUGAUCCCCUAUCAUUGGAAGCUGCCGAUCAUAGCCAACCAAUAACAAGUGAGAGUACAGGAGAUGCUCAUUCAGGAGGAGCAGAAAGAGAUCCUGGGAUAUUGCCGACCGAUGCAUCACUGCUGGCUGCAGAAAACAAAGGAGAAGAACCUAUGCCCAGAGCAGUAGGACACUCUGGUGCUGUUUCCAGAGAGACGCAGGCGUGUUCCUCAAAUGAAGAGCUGUAUCAAUCUGAUUCAGAGGGUUCAGACAGUGCGGUGGAAGAAGAGAGAACCUUGCUGCAUGGGGAAAAUCUGCAAACAGUUUCUCUGCACUUCCAGGUUGAUGUCCAUGCAGAACAGCAACAUGCUACCAAUAAUUGCUCUGAAGGUGAACUGGAAGCGUCACACUUGCAUCAGGCCAGAGGGGAUGGGGGUCUGGAGCUGGAUAGUAAACGCCUGGAGGUGCCACCAAAUGGGGAGAAUGGGAUUGAAAACAGCAGAGUUGCGCAGGACUCAGAUCAGGAAGCUUCAUCCCAGAAGCCCUCUCAGAACAUUGCAGUGCAGACUGACUUCAAGACUGCUGAUCUGGAGGUGAACACAGAUCAAGAUAUUGAAAAGAACUUGGGCAAAAUGAUGUCUGAAAGGGCCUUGUUGAAGGAACGUUACCAGGAAGUGCUAGACAAACAGAGGCAGGUGGAGAAUCAACUCCAGGUGCAGCUCAAGCAGCUCCAGCAACGAAGGGAAGAAGAGAUGAAGAAUCACCAGGAGAUCCUGAAGGCCAUUCAGGAUGUGACGAUCAAACGAGAAGAGACCAAGAAGAAGAUGGAGAAAGAGAAGAAAGAAUUCUUGCAAAAGGAGCAGGAUCUGAAAGCCGAAAUUGAGAAGCUCUGCCAGAAAGGCAGAAGGUUACUGAAAGAACAGGAGGAGAAGGAAAAUAAAAUUGUUUCUCUAAUCGCAGAGCAGUCUGAUGAAAAGGAGGUUUGGGAGAUGGAACUAGAUAAGCUGAAGAACCAGCACAAUGAGAUCAAUAGGAACAUCCUGGAGGAAACAGAAAGGGCUUGGAAAGCAGAGAUAUUGUCCUUGGAGAGCCGGAAGGAGCUGCUGGUUCUGAAACUAGAAGAAGCCGAAAAAGAGGCGGAGCUACACCUCACCUACCUCAAGUCAGCGCCACCCACGCUGGAGACCGUACGACCCAAGCAGGAGUGGGAAAUGAGGCUGAACAGGAUACGAAUGACCAAAGAAAGUGUCCGGGACCAGUUCAAUGGUCACAUCCAGCUGGUGAGGAAUGGAGCAAAGCUGAGCAGCCUGCCACAGAUCCCAACCCCCACCCUGCCCCCCCCCCCGUCAGAGACAGAGUUCAUGAUGCCAGCAUUUCAGCCCAAUCCAUCCCUUACCCCCAGGCUCCCGUUCCCCAUUGGGCCGGUCCCAGUUCCCAUGCUCAUGCCCAGUGCUGAUCCUCGGGCGCUCUCCUUCCCGCUCCUGAACCCUGUCAUCUCCAGGCCUAAUCAGCCCUCACCCCCUCUGCCUGCUUCCCAAGGGAGGAACAGCCCUGUAUUGGCAUCUCUUGUCAGCACCCACGGCCCUCACAUGACAUCUGCUGCCUCUAUCCCGCCUCCGCCAGGGCUCGGAGGAGUCAAGGGUGCUCAUGAGUUUCACAGGCCACAGCCGGUCGAUAAGCUGGAAAAGAUCCUGGAGAAGCUCUUGGCUCGAUUUCCCCAGUGUAACAAGGCCCAGCUGACGAACAUACUGCAGCAGAUCAAGACAGCGAGGAGAACCAUGGCAGGGCUGACCAUGGAAGAGCUGAAUCAGCUGGUAGCAGCGAAGCUGGCCGAGCAUCAGGGCGCUGCAGUGGGCGCUCAGGCCCCUGCUACCUGUAAGCUGUGUCUAAUGUGCCAGAAACUCGUGCAGCCCAGCGAGCUCCACCCGAUGGCCUGUUCUCACGUGCUCCACAAGGAGUGCAUCAAAUUCUGGGCCCAAACCAACACAAAUGACACUUGCCCCUUUUGUCCAAGUCCUAAAUGACAGCCACUCAAACAACGCAUCUGUGUUGGAGACGUCGCUGUGAAUAGGCAGGAUCGGUUCUGAGAUUUCUACAGUUCUAUAUUUAUACAACCAUGUAUACACAUGUACAUUUUUAUUAUAUAGGUAAUGUGUGUAUAGAAAGUCUGUAUACAUACGAAUUCAUAAAUAAAAGUAUGUAUAUUAUGC